AUGACACCUGAAGAAGUUGUUUUGCAACUCAAAAGAAACGGUACAUUUGACGAUUUGAGGAAGAGGCUACUGACAGAGUUUCAGAAUGGCGAAGAUGGCCAAAAAUUUUUAAGCAAGCUAAAAUUGUUCAUGGAAGACAUGGUGGCUCGUAAUCCUUCACUGGUUGAGAAGGACUCGUCGUUUUUUCAUGACCAAGUGUCUGCCGAAUUAGAAAAAGCUGGUGUCUACAGCGCUGUCAGACAGGACGUUUUAGCAACACUCAAAGAAGAUUAUUAUCAACAGCGAGUAGAAAAAGAGAUUCAAACUGUCAAUCAGAAGGAGGAAAACAACUAA
Molecule: messenger RNA, 333 nt
Organism: Mucor velutinosus
Lineage: Eukaryota; Fungi; Mucoromycota; Mucoromycetes; Mucorales; Mucoraceae
Gene: DBP9
Product: ATP-dependent DNA/RNA helicase
Exons: 3
Coding region: 1-333 (110 amino acids)
Source: RefSeq, a predicted model, not a curated record